Molecule: messenger RNA, 1055 nt
Organism: Fusarium graminearum PH-1
Lineage: Eukaryota; Fungi; Ascomycota; Sordariomycetes; Hypocreales; Nectriaceae
Exons: 2
Coding region: 52-891 (279 amino acids)
Biological process (GO): superoxide metabolic process
Molecular function (GO): metal ion binding; superoxide dismutase activity
Source: RefSeq, a predicted model, not a curated record
GACGACAGCUUUCCCUCCCGCCCAACACCGUCGCCCUUCCUACCAGAGACAAUGCUUCGUCCCAGACUAAGGGUCCCUCGCCUGGCCUUUGGCCUCGGCAUGCGACCCAUGGUCAAUGUCCGCCGUUCGAUCCAUUCUGUUCCCGAGCUGCCACACGAUUAUUCCCAGGGUGUGCCCAACCUUAUGAGCUCUGGAGGUUUCUCUCUCGCCUGGACCCAGUACAUGACCCUCAUGGUGGAGAAGCUGAAUGCUUUGACUGUCGGCACCGAGCUCGAGGAUAAAGACACAAAGACCAUUGCUCUCAUGACAGCCCGAGAGCCCAACCAGGCCCCCAUCUUCAACUAUGCCUCCAUGGCGCACAACAACCACUUCUUCUUCCAGGGUAUCUCCCCCACCGGCACCCCCAUGCCCGAUGCUCUCCGUAGCGAACUCGAGGCUUCGUUUUCCUCCAUCGAGACCCUCCGCCGAGAAUUCGUCAUCACAGCCUCCGCCAUGUUUGGUCCUGGUUUCCUCUGGCUUGUCAAGGCCGGGCCUGGCGACUACCGUCUUCUGCCCACCUACCUCGCCGGUUCUCCCUACCCCGGCGCUCACUGGCGUGCCCAAAGCACUGACAUGAACACCUUGGGCAAGGAUGGCUCCGCUCGUAACUUCAUACACAACCAGGCCUACGGCGCUAGCAAGCGAUCCGACAACCUCCCCCCUGGAGGUAUCGAGCUUGAGCCCCUUCUGUGCCUAAACACAUGGGAGCACGCCUGGUUGCUGGACUGGGGUGUCGGUGCCGGUGGCCAAGGUGGAAAGGUUGCCUUUGCAGAGUCAUGGUGGGAGCUUAUUGACUGGGAGAAGGUUGCUCAAAAGUCAGGAGUGCUACGACCUGACUUCAAGUCGGCGUAAGCGUUGAGGGAAUCUUGUGUCAUGACCUGUGUAGACAGGUUGUACAGUUAGGGAAACGAUGUUACGGCAUUAGGAUAGAGACAAAGAGGCGGAGGGCGAGCGAAUUUUGUAAGAUAUUGUACUCUGCAUAUACAGGUGGGGAAAAUAUACCAUUUGAUGUCAGU